AUGGCCAUUUUGGACCAUGGCGGAGUGACCAAGCUAAUAGCCCAACCCAGCGGCAGAAGUGCGUUUCAGGUUCGUGGCAACCCCAGGAGCUCCGCCUUUCACAUCUGCCUGCCACACCACUACUGCCCGUGCCAGUCAUUCUUCUAUGACGCAGUGUCUCGCGGCGAACAACUCAUGUGCAAGCAUUUACUCGCCACUCGGCUAGCUGAGUCACUCAAGUGUUACAACGUGGCACAUGUCAGCGAUGGUGCUCUGUGCUUGGCCCUGUCACAGAUGUAA
Molecule: messenger RNA, 279 nt
Organism: Closterium sp. Yama58-4
Lineage: Eukaryota; Viridiplantae; Streptophyta; Zygnematophyceae; Desmidiales; Closteriaceae
Source: the annotation of a GenBank genome assembly